Molecule: messenger RNA, 363 nt
Organism: Cololabis saira (Pacific saury)
Lineage: Eukaryota; Metazoa; Chordata; Actinopteri; Beloniformes; Belonidae
Product: voltage-dependent L-type calcium channel subunit alpha-1D-like
Exons: 4
Coding region: 1-363 (120 amino acids)
Biological process (GO): calcium ion import across plasma membrane
Cellular component (GO): membrane; voltage-gated calcium channel complex
Molecular function (GO): high voltage-gated calcium channel activity
Source: RefSeq, a predicted model, not a curated record
AUGAGGUCUCAGUCUCUGAAACUUUACAUCUUAAAGAACCCCGUCCAGUAUAAGUUCUGGUUCUUUAUCAACUCGACAGGGUUUGAGUACGUCAUGUUCGUCUUGAUCCUGCUCAACACUGUCACGCUCGCUAUUCAGCAUUACGAACAGUCCAAAACCUUCAGCUACGUCAUGAACAUCCUCAACAUGGUCUUCACUGGACUCUUCACUGUGGAGAUGCUUCUGAAGCUGCUUGCUCUCAGAGCCAGGCAUUACUUUAUUGACCCCUGGAACUCCUUUGAUGCUUUGAUCAUGGUUGGCAGCGUGGUCGACAUCGUCGUCACUGAGUUCAGCGUGAGUACUGAUGCACGUCGUCAUGUUUGA